AUGUCUCGAAAUUACACCCGCAAUGCCCGUGGCCGCCCCCCAACAAUGGGCUCCACUCCCAAACUAAUCAAGACCAAGGAAAACCCCAGCGCGGCUUAUCAGCGACAGCUAAAUAGCAAGAAGUCUAAGCCAGCCCCGCGAGCCACUGUCUCCAGCCGUGCAAAGAACAAGAGAAAGAGGGCAGACAGUACCUCGGAGGAAGAACUAUCCUCAAUCGACGGAUCCGAUACAGCAGAUGAUGCCUCCGAUGAAGACAGUGAAGAAGACGCAGAUGAUGAAGAUGACCUGCCAGCUGUCCCGGCCCCGUCUCGUUCACAUCGUUUGAAUGAGGCGGGGCGACCAUCCCAUACUCUUUCAAUGGACAAUGUGUCUAUUGCUGGCAGCUUGGACAGCAUGUUUGGUGAAUACGAUAACUACUUCGAUGAGGACGAUGACCCAAGACUUUCACCCGAGGAAAAUCGAAAACGUUUUGAGAAUAAAGUCUUUGCUGAUUCCGACGAUGACAACGACGAACUAUAUCAGGCCGUUGACGAUAUCAGCGACUCCGAUGGUGACUAUGACAAUGACCGGCUUGAAGAGCAAGAACUCUUGGCCAUGAUUUCAGAGGAGGACAACAGUGAGGCGGAUGAUCUUCUCAAUCAAAUUGACGGUCUCUCUGCAUAUGGUUUCGGUGAUGACAGCGAUGCGAGUAUCCAUCGUCUUGUUUCAUCCCAAGGUAGUGACAACGAAACCAUCACCGAGCGCAGAGUCCAUUUCGCUGUGGAAGGAGAUCCUUCAAUUUUCAUGCGCUUAUCUGAAUCCCCUACCAUGACUCGCGCUCUGUUACCAUCAGCACUUCCGGACAAUGGCAUCUCACCACACAUGGACAAAAGCAUGCUUGGUGAUGAGUUGGAGGACUCCGACCUGACAGAUGAUUGUCUUCCUGAGCAAGCACAUCACAGUCCGUCCAAUCGUGCCGAGUCAGACAAAGAAAUGUCUCCAUCCGUCUCACCGCCAUCCAAGAAGUCAACCAAGAAGACUCCUCGUCGUAGAGGGCCCCCUCGUGGGAUCUUUAUCGAUGACGGUGAAAAGCCUUCGGGCAUUCUUGAUUCUUCUGGCAAGAUCAUUCUCAUGACAAAUCCACACUUGUUGGGAGAUGAAUUUGCCCGACGCUAUGGAGCAUCUCAGACGUCGAGUCCAGACGUUGGCUUUGCCGAGCUCAUUGAAGACAGCGACGCAGGCGAUCAAACAAAUGAUAUGCUUCCACGUCCUACUGCAGAUAUCAUGUUGGCAAGCUUGAAUUCUGCCAUCAAUGAUCCGUCCAAUCUUGGACAACCCAUUGGGCCAUUGGAAGCUUUCUACCCAUCUAGUACCAUUCUCCUUGGAGAUUAUGUCCUAGAUCCUGAUGAUCUUGAAGAGAAUUUCCGUCCGGAUGAUGACCUUGGUGAAGAUGUCAUCAAUCUGGAUGAUGUAAUUCAGUUUGACGAGGAGACAGACGAUGAGAGCAUGCCGACUUCUCCCAUCUUCAUGCCACCUAAUCACGCACUAUCUUCUUACACGAACAUGAAUAGUGGUCUUGCACAUCUCAACAACAACAAUGUAACAGCGUUCCGACGCAAUGCUGAUCCAGCUUAUGCUGCAUUCAGCAAUACACCAUCUUUCCAUGACAUGGAGCUUUUCAGCUCACCGUUUUCGACACCGGCUCCUCGUCGGAAGCGUAAACAUCUUUCGUCUCCCUAUACCUCGUCUCAUUACAAAGGAGUGACACCAGUUCAGCGGGUUCGGGAUCCAAAUCAACAACAAACCCCUGAAGCUGCCACUCCUGUGAAGAGACGCAGACUCAUGACUUGA
Molecule: messenger RNA, 1830 nt
Organism: Exophiala bonariae
Lineage: Eukaryota; Fungi; Ascomycota; Eurotiomycetes; Chaetothyriales; Herpotrichiellaceae
Exons: 2
Coding region: 1-1830 (609 amino acids)
Source: RefSeq, a predicted model, not a curated record